Messenger RNA from Funneliformis caledonium, 2055 nucleotides. Lineage: Eukaryota; Fungi; Glomeromycota; Glomeromycetes; Glomerales; Glomeraceae. The record is from the annotation of a GenBank genome assembly.
AUGAGUCAUUUGUUGGGAACAGAGAUCGCUAACAUGCUCCUCUUCAUUUUAUCUAUAGCAGUCGGUAGUCAGAUAGCUGCAUAUUCUAUUGCUGCACCUUUACAGACAGAGAAGUUUUUUGAUCUUGUCGGGUGCGGCACAUAUUCAAUAUGUGCAAUUAUAUCUUUACUAAAACCAUGGAACUUACCAUUUCCUGAUGAUUUUCAAUCAAUUUUACGACGUUAUCAUCCUCGUCAACUACUUGCUACUGGAAUGAUGAUAAUUUGGUCAACUCGAUUAGCAACCUUCUUAUUUAUUCGCGUAUUAAGGGCAGGACGUGAUUCAAGAUUUGAUAAAGUUAAAAAGAUACCUAUGAUAUUUAUGAUAUAUUGGUUACUUCAAGCCACAUGGAUUUUUAUAACGGGAUUGGGUGUUUAUUCCAUAAAUGCUUUACCUAAAGAAGUUCAAUCCGACCUAAGUUUGCUUGAUCAUAUUGGGGCAGCGAUUUGGCUUUUUGGAUUAACAUUGGAGGUUAUCGCGGAUUAUCAAAAGACCGAAUUUAAAAACAAUCCAGGAAAUAAAGAAAAGUUUAUACAAUCUGGAUUGUGGAGUCUAAGUCGACAUCCAAAUUACUUUGGUGAAAUUAUCUUGACCAAUCCCGAAAUUGUUCGUCCGUUAUAUGCUUAUCUUGUUUGGUUAUCUCCUAUAUUCACAACUUUCUUGAUUACAAAAUUAUCUGGUAUCCCAAUCCUUGAGAAAGAUAGUGAUAAAAAAUUUGGAAGACUUAAAGAAUAUCAAUUAUAUAAAGAAAGAACAAAUGUUUUAUUCCCUUGGUUUCCAAAAAACAAAGAAGAUAAUUGGACUAAUUUUCGAGAAUGUUUAAAACGAAAAGGAUUUCCAAAAACGAAUUUGACUUUAGCUGAGUUUCAAGAUACGGGAAGAGGAAUGAUGGCAACGAGAAAUAUUAGUGCUGGUGAAAUUAUAAUAUCUGUUCCGAAAAAGUUUUUAUUAACUCAUGAUAGCUUGAGAGAUCAAUAUUCUCGGCACCCAAUGAAGUUCUCCGCACACCAGUUUAUAGCCUUAUAUUUAAUUUUGGAAUAUAAGAAAGGAACACAAAGUAAUAUUUAUCCGUAUAUCGAUAUGUUGCCAAAGGAUUUUGACAAUAUGCCACUAACUUACGGCAAAGAAAUUUUCGAUUUAUUGCCAUAUAAUGUCAAAGUGGACGUGGAAUCUCAAAGAGCGAAGUUUGAACGUGAUUAUACAGGCAUCAAAAAAUUCCUUGAUGGUAAACCAGAUGUUCAGUCAAAGAUUUCACGCGAAGAUUAUUUAUGGGGUUGGCUUUGUGUUAAUACACGAUGUAUUUACCUCGAAACAAAGAGUUCGUAUGAUGUAAAAGAUCAUAUUGCAAUUGCUCCUUUUUUAGAUUUUUUAAAUCAUUCACAUGAGUCAAAGAUCAAGGGCGAAUUUAAUCAUAUGACACAGUGUUAUGAAAUCACCACUUUGACCCCUUAUAAAAAGGGAAAUCAGGUUUUUAUUAACUAUGGACCUCAUGACAAUUUUUUUAUAUUAAUGGAAUAUGGUUUUGUUAUUCCAAAUAAUCCUUAUAAUUAUGUAUCGCUUGACAAAGAAUUCUUUGAAAUUUCUUUUCCUGGAGAGUCGGAACUUAUCAGACAAGAAAAACUUGAUUUGUUAUUUCAUAAUGGCUUUUACGGUGAUUAUUGUUUACGCAUAUCUGAGAUUUCAUUUAGAUUAUUGACAGCUUUGCGUUUGCGUGUCUUACAACGAUUUGAUGACUCGGUAUUAGAAACGCAAGGCAUUGUACGAAAAUGGAAAAACACUAUUACAGGAUUAACGGAGAUUAUUAAUCCGGAAAAUGAAAGAUUAAUGUAUUUUUAUCUUAAAUUAAUAUGUGAGAAUUCUUUGUUAAAAUCUGAAACUGCUUUGGAGGCUUUGAAAGUAUUUGAAGGGACAAAUGUUUCUUUGUCACACACCAAACUACUUUGGUUAGAAUCAAUUACCAUUUUGCGUUCCGUGAUCAGUAUUAUACAAGAUUUUCAACAGGAAAUCUUUAUGUAG